AUGACGCAAGAUCUGAAGAAGCAUACAUCGUGUUCCUGUACCAACCUCCAUAACAUGGACAUCACUCAAGAUGAGUUGAAGCAAGCAGACACGUGGCCAGGUGACGGUGAGACGUUACAGACGGUGCAGGGAAAGAUGAGACAGGGAACUAAGGCAGGACUGGUGGCGACAGGGAGUGCAGGGCAGGAGACGGUGCAGGGACCGGGGGAGCAGGGCAGGAGACGGUGCAGGGGCCGGGGGAACAGGGCAGGAGACGGUGCAGGGACCGGGGGAGCAGGGCAGGAGACGGUGCAGGGACCGGGGAGCAGGGCAGGAGACGGUCAGGUACCGGGAGAGCAGGGCAGGAGACGGUGCAGGGACCGGGGAUGCAGGGCAGGAGACGGUGCAGGGACCGGGGGAGCAGGACAGGAGGCGGUGCAGGGACCGGGGGAGCAGGACAGGAGGCAGUGCAGGGACCGGGGAAGGAGGUCAGGAGACGGUGCAGGGACCGGGGAUGCAGGGCAGGAGACGGUGCAGGGACCGGGGUGCAGGGCAGGAGACGGUGCAGGGACCGGGGAGCAGGGCAGGAGACGGUGCAGGGACGGGGGGGAGUGCAGCAGGAACCGGGGAGCAGGUCAGGAGGCGGUGCAGGGACUGGGAGUGCAGGACAGGAGGCGGUGCAGGGACUGGGAGAGCAGGGCAGGAGGCGGUGCAGGGACUGGGAGUGCAGGGCAGGGAGACAGUACAGGGAGGCGGUGGGAGAGCAGGACAGGGAGACGGUGCAGGGACUGGGGGAGCAGGGCAGGGGAGGUGCAGGGACCGGGGGAGCAGGGCAGGAGACGGUGCAGGGACUGGGAGUGCAGGGCAGGGGAGGUGCAGGGACCGGGGGAGCAGGGCAGGAAACGGUGCAGGGAAGGGACUGGGAGUGUAGUGCAGGAGACGGUGCAGGGACUGGGAGUGCAGGGCAGGUGA
This is a messenger RNA of Haliotis rubra (blacklip abalone), 951 nucleotides long. Its product is annotated as spidroin-1-like. The transcript has 3 exons. The record is from RefSeq and is a predicted model, not a curated record. NCBI's taxonomy places the organism in Eukaryota, Metazoa, Mollusca, Gastropoda, Lepetellida, Haliotidae. The coding region runs from base 1 to 951 and encodes 316 amino acids.